Engraulis encrasicolus (European anchovy) is the source of this 1266-nucleotide messenger RNA. RefSeq lists its product as uncharacterized. The coding region runs from base 220 to 1266 and encodes 348 amino acids. The transcript is spliced from 3 exons. The record is from RefSeq and is a predicted model, not a curated record. NCBI's taxonomy places the organism in Eukaryota, Metazoa, Chordata, Actinopteri, Clupeiformes, Engraulidae.
ACACUUUAAUUACUGCUGGAGAAGAAAAGGAAAAUGUGCUAAAGCUAAUUGACACUUUUGAAAGAAGCUUUAAUGAGUUUAAAGAAUUACAGGCCACAGUGCAAAGUUUGAUGAAAGAUGAAUACGAGAGAGAGGCUGAUCAAGUUGAUUGGUUUAUCCCGAAAGCUACUAGUUUCAGCACAUUUCUGGAAGGCGUAACGCAAUGGGCAAUGAGCAGUGAUGAGGUGCAUGAAGCCUGCGCAGUUUGGUCAGGUAACAUCUGCACAAUUACACCACUUCAGUGAUGCCUCAGAAAGCGGAUAUGGUUGUGUCUCCUACCUCCGUCUUGAGAAUGCUGAACAGGAAGUACAUAUAUCCUUUGUAAUGGGGAAGUCACGUGUAGCACCCCUGAAACAAAUGACCAUGCCAAGACUGGAGCUUACUGCUGCAAUGCUCGCAGUUAGGGUAGAUAAGCUACUCAGAACAGAGUUGCAGCUCACUCUGGAAAGUUCAGUCUUCUGGACCGAUAGUACAGCAGUGCUAAAAUACAUAAGAAAUGAAAACAAAAGGUACAAAACGUUUGUGGCCAAUAGGGUGCACACAAUAAGAGAAAUGACUGAAGUAAAACAAUGGAGAUACAUUGAGACAAAACUCAACCCAGCAGACUGUGCAUCUCGUGGGUGUAAAGCCAGUGCACUCACCCAGUCCACCACAUGGCUUAGUGGCCCACACUUUCUCAGGAAGCAAAAUUCUGAAUGGCCAAGGUCUGACAUUGACACGCAGGCAUUUGAUGGUGAUGCUGAGGUGAAGAGAGAUGUUGUAGUCAUGGCAACCACAAUUAACCAGAACCCAACCCACAACUUCAUACAGUACCACUCAAAUUGGAGUAAGCUCAUAAGAGCAGUGGCAUGGAUGCUUAGACUGAAAAGUGUGCUCCUGAACCUCAGUCAGAAAAGAAAGGAGAUGCUGAAUAUUGAUUCUGAUGACAAGAAACCACGGAAAAGGAAGGACAAAAUGAGAACUGGAACGAAAUGUACGAAUGCACAACUUACCUUGGAUGAGUUAAAGGCUGCAGAACAGGCCAUCAUUCAAUCUGCUCAGAGAGAAAGUUACCCAACCGAAAUGGAAACCUUGCAGAAGGGAAACACACAUGUUAGUAAACAUAGCACAAUUUGCAAACUGGACCCUUUCAUGCAGGAUGGACUCCUCCAUACUGGAGGGAGACUGAGCAAAAUGGCUAUCCCAGAAACUCAAAAACACCCUAUUACGAGGGCCGUGAGGGUGUGA